GGAUUGAACGAAACGUAUAAAAGAAUUUUUCGCAAAUUGUUUUAAUCAGUCCUAGUCACUGUAACCCAUCGGUUUAUAGUGCACUUAGUGCAAAAUGUACAAAAAUAUCGUUGUUCUCUUCUUGGUGGCUACCGCCAUCAGCCAGAUCGAAGCUUCCUGCUUCAGAGGAUGCGGCAUUGGACCAGGAUCUGAUCCAUGCUCUGACAACUGUCAACCCUUAGUUGUCAGACCCCAAGAAAUUCCCAAACCCCCACAAGCAACUAUUUCUGUUCCCGGUCCUCCACUCAAAGUACCACUCCCUACAAUCCCACUCGGUGGUCCCUGCUUCUGCAGAAGGCCAACUGUUAAACCAGCAGUCCUUCCAAAACCAGUUUGUGGCUCAUGCAGAAGAAGGGUCUGCAAUACCUGCAACUCCUGCCAAUGUCAACGCAACCAAAGAACCGAGGAGGAAGUCAUUGAGAAUCUUGGAUGUGGUGCAAAUGCCUUUGGAGCUUAUGGCUCACUCCCUGAAUAUGGUGGAGUUUCUCCCUACGGACCUGCAGGUUUUGCACCAUACCCAGUCCCUUUACCAGAAACCCGUGAACAACUUGCUCCAGCCGAUCCUGUCUCUGUAUCUAUUGCUUACAAUUUGGCCAAACAGGCACAAAAUUUGAAAGAAGACAUCUUAACAUUCGGAUUUAGGCAGAUCCCUAAAGAAAUCCCAGUUCAACAGAGACAGAGAGACAAUAUCCCUGAAGAGAACUUGUACAGUUUGAACGGAGCUGUGGUAGAACUCAAACCAGUGACAACUCUUGGCAAAUCCGUUGAUGAAGAGGCAGCCGAACAACUCAUGGAGUUGCAAGAAGAAGAGACCGUUGGUGAAGCUGGUGUUCGCAAGCUCACUCUUGGAGAAGUUGGAUACGGUUUAGCUAAAGUUGAACCAAAAGCAACAUACGUGAACGUACCACCAACCCCUCUCACUGUACCAGCAUGCGCAGAUCCAGGAUUUAUCCCCGGAAAAGUCAUCACCGACUUGGUGCCAAAACUUGAACCUAUUUUGAUUCCUCCCGGCCCUCCAGAACCAUGCGCACCAGAAUGUCCAUGCAGAUAUACCAACAAGGGUGAAUUCGGCAGUUUCGGAAGUUUCUCGUCAAAGAUCUCUUCCUCCAGCUCCUCUAAAUCUCACUCUGGAAUCCUCAUCCACAAGCUUUUCGACUGAUCUCUCAAAUUUAAAAAGCCAACAUUUAGUAACCUGGUUCUUAUAGAAAUUCUAAACUUCCGGAACUAUCCAAAAGAUUUUCAAAGAAAUCAAAUUCAAGGCUCUUGAUUGCUUCAGAUUCUUCUUUCUCAACAUUUUUCAAACACUACAUAACUCUUUCCUGGAACUUUUAUGUUGUACCUUUAGUCAUUUGUUUCAAAACAACCUCAGAGUAUUUUCUUGACUGUAUAUUUUUUUUUGUUAUUUUGUUUUUUGUACAUUUUUUUUCAAUUCUCCAAUUUUUUUUUCAUCUAUCAAUUUGAAAUUCAAAUCUGAUCUUCGACUGUUAUUUGCUAUGCUGAACAAUUUUUCCUGUAUAUUCCUCUCUGUAGUAUAGAACUAGGUUGCUGUUUUAUCUGUGAUCUCUUAACCUACUAGUAAAUAAAAUUUCAAACGAAUACAUUCUA
Molecule: messenger RNA, 1644 nt
Organism: Harmonia axyridis
Lineage: Eukaryota; Metazoa; Arthropoda; Insecta; Coleoptera; Coccinellidae
Exons: 4
Coding region: 95-1198 (367 amino acids)
Source: RefSeq, a predicted model, not a curated record